AUGCCCAACCGUGGCAGCAGACCUGGUCAUCCUACGGUCCACAUCACCGCACCGCAUUGGAUUAAUGACCCCUGCGCUCCAGGCUAUGAUCCAAGGACUGGCCUCUAUCAUCUUUUCUACCAAUGUAAUCCAUGGGGAUGCGAAUGGGGUAACAUGUCAUGGGGACAUGCAACGAGUGAAGACCUCCUCCACUGGACCGUUCCGUCAAACCAGCCAGUUCUGGAACCGGAUCAUGACUAUGACAGGGAUGGUGUGUUUACGGGAUGCUUUCUUCCUGUCAUAAGCCAUCCAGACAAUGAGCAGCUCACAGUGUUUUACUCAUCUGUUCGGCAGCUCCCCUUCCAUUGGAGCACCCCACCCUAUCCCCGGAACGCAGCCGGUUUAUCCAUGGCCAACAGCAUCGACGGAGGAAAGACAUGGAACAACAUUCGGGUAACCGGAUUCCGCGACCCGUACAUCGCGCCCUGGCCGGAGAUGGAUAAACUUCGAGGGCAACGAUCUCUCUAUGGCAUAAUCUCUGGCGGUAUUCAAGACGCAGGACCGACUGCCUUCCUUUAUGCCGUACAGUGGCACGAGCCUUUCGACUGGCAAUAUCUGGGGCAGCUUGUCGAUUUCCCACUCCGAUUUCAGCCGUCGAAGAAAUGGUGUGGCAACUACGGGAUCAAUUGGGAGUGCGCCAACUUUAUGAAUCUAGAGUCCGAGAGCGCAUCGGCUACGCGUACAUGUCUGAUACUUGGUGCUGAGGGUGAUGUUGAACGUGCUCAUAUCGAAAAUCAUCAGCGACCGGUGACCGUGCCGGCACGGACAGUAAGGUCCCUGCUGUGGAUGCUUGGAGACUUGGCUGGAAGCAAUCAUCAAACGGAUAACCUGAAAUUCAGAUUCAAACAUGGAGGGUACCUUGACCAUGGUUCUUUAUAUGCGGCCAGCACAUUUAAUGAUCCAAUAUCUGGAAGACGAAUUUUGUAUGGAUGGAUCCCCGAGGAAGACAUUACAGGAGGCCAUGCACGUGAGAAAGGCUGGAAUGGCUCUCUGUGUCUCCCAAGACAGCUAUUCCUACUCUCGCUUCGCAACGUUACCAGGGCGGUCCGCAGCAAGUUGGGCGAAAUUCCCAGCAUCGAGAUGGUAAUAGAAGCCGACGGUUCCACCACUCUUUAUUCGUUAGGCAUCCGCCCUGUAUCCGAAAUUACCCAGUUGCGGACCAAGUGUAUUCAAGCCCAUGAAGCACGGCCCUUUUCUCUCCCUCAGUCUACUCACAACGAAUCACGCAUUUGCCGCACUUCAACGUCGUGUUGGGAGCUUGAAGCUACCGUCUCGCUUGGUGUUAGCUGCGAGACUGUUGGGUUACGCAUUCGAUGCGCGGGGGAAGAGCCCGUCCAGUGGGCCAUAGUCUUCUCUCUUGUGGAUGAGACGAUUACUAUUGAUCGGUCCCGUUCCAGUACCCGUUCUGACGUGAAUACCUGUCCAGAGAAAGGUCCAUUUACCCUAUUUUAUGUCACAGAUGGAACACGUGCAGAAAAAUUAGAAAGAUUUCAUCUCCGGGUUAUCGUUGACGCAGAUAUUGUCGAGAUCUACGCCAACGACCGAUUUGCCCUCGCAACGAUGAUGUACCCUGGAAGUCACAAGGCCGAAAGGGAGAUAGUCGCGUUCGCUACAGGUGAUAAUGAGAGCGCCAGAUUUGAGCAGGUCAAAAUAUGGGACGGACUAAACGGAAUGGAAGCUCUGGUCAGAGAUGAAGGAACUGCGAAGCCAGAUAAUCAAAGCCUAUGA
This is a messenger RNA of Aspergillus welwitschiae, 1767 nucleotides long. Its product is annotated as glycoside hydrolase family 32 protein. Lineage: Eukaryota; Fungi; Ascomycota; Eurotiomycetes; Eurotiales; Aspergillaceae. The transcript is spliced from 3 exons. Gene Ontology annotation, molecular function: sucrose alpha-glucosidase activity. Gene Ontology annotation, biological process: sucrose catabolic process. Bases 1 to 1767 code for a protein of 588 amino acids. The record is from RefSeq and is a predicted model, not a curated record.